GCAGGACUGGCAUCUCCUGAAAAUCCCGAGCAGUUGAUCAUUGCCCUGGAACCCGAGGCUGCCUCUAUCUACUGCCGAAAGCUGCGCCUGCACCAGAUGAUAGACCUGAGUAGCAGGGCGCCUGUCAAUGGUUAUAGCCCAAGUGACACUAUUGGAACUGGAUUUACACAGGCUAAGGAACACGUCCGUCGUCAUCGACAGAGUCGUACUUUUUUGGUGGAAAAUGUCAUAGGAGAGAUCUGGUCCGAACUGGAGGAAGGUGACCGUUACAUCGUUGUUGACAGUGGAGGAGGAACAGUUGAUAUGACUGUCCAUCAGAUCAGGCUCCCUGAAGGACAUCUUAAGGAGCUGUAUAAGGCAACAGGUGGGCCAUAUGGUUCUCUAGGUGUGGACUAUGAAUUUGAAAAGCUCCUGUGUAAAAUAUUUGGAGAAGAUUUUAUUGAUCAAUUUAAAAUCAAGCGUCCUGCUGCCUGGGUAGAUCUCAUGAUAGCAUUUGAGUCUCGUAAACGGGCAGCAGCUCCAGACAGGACCAAUCCACUAAACAUCACUCUGCCUUUCUCCUUUAUUGACUAUUACAAGAAGUUUCGGGGUCACAGUGUAGAACAUGCCUUGAGGAAAAGCAAUGUGGACUUUGUGAAGUGGUCCUCCCAGGGAAUGCUGAGAAUGAGCCCAGAUGCAAUGAAUGCUCUUUUCAAACCUACAAUCGACCAGAUUGUUCAGCACCUUAGUGAUGUGUUUGAUAAGCCAGAAGUGACCAAUGUCAAGUUUCUGUUCCUGGUGGGUGGCUUCGCUGAAUCCCCUUUACUCCAGCAAGCUGUCCAGAGUGCUUUUGGUUCGAGAUGUCGGGUCAUCAUUCCUCAGGAUGUGGGGCUCACUAUCCUCAAAGGAGCUGUUCUUUUUGGUCUAGACCCUGCUGUCAUCAAAGUGCGGCGCUCACCUCUCACUUAUGGUGUGGGUGUGCUCAAUCGGUUUGUGGAAGGGAAGCAUCCACCUGAGAAGCUUCUAAUCAAAGAUGGCACACGCUGGUGCACUGAUGUCUUUGACAAAUUUAUCUCAGCCGACCAAUCUGUAGCCCUUGGAGAAACUGUGACACGCAGUUACACACCUGCCAAACCUUCUCAGUUAGUAAUAGUGAUCAAUAUCUAUAGCUCAGAACAAGAUAAUGUCAGCUUCAUCACCGAAUCCGGAGUGAAAAAGUGUGGCACCCUUCGCUUGGAUCUCACAGGAACUGAUGCUUUAGUGCCAAAUCGGCGGGAGAUCAAAACACUUAUGCAGUUUGGGGACACUGAAAUCAAAGCCAUGGCUAUUGAUGUUGCCACCUCUAAGAGUGUCAAAGUUGGUAUUGAUUUCUUAAACUAUUAACAGCCCAUUUUCCCC
Messenger RNA from Phaethon lepturus (White-tailed tropicbird), 1377 nucleotides. It is a transcript of the gene HSPA12A, whose product is annotated as heat shock 70kDa protein 12A. The transcript has 6 exons. The record is from RefSeq and is a predicted model, not a curated record. The annotation marks the transcript as partial. NCBI's taxonomy places the organism in Eukaryota, Metazoa, Chordata, Aves, Phaethontiformes, Phaethontidae.